UAUAAAUAUUUCCGGCCGGGUUGCGGAGCGCGGGCUGUGCGUCGUAGCCGCAAUGUCGGGGUUUGCCUGGUAGCGCCCGAAAGCCCGGCGGAGUGGGCCGGCUCUGUGCUUUUGCAACCAGGAGUAGCUUCUAGGGCACCUGAAACCCGGGCGGCUUGGCGCGGCGGGGAGGCGGGUGCGUCCGCGCGGCAGAGCUGCUUUGCGGCCUGUUUGAUUCCCAGGAGAAGUUUUGCCUGUCCAGGUCACUAGUGACCAUGCAUGUCAAGUCCAUCGUUCUUGAAGGAUUUAAGUCCUACGCUCAGAGGACUGAAGUCAAUGGUUUUGAUCCCCUCUUCAAUGCCAUCACUGGUUUAAAUGGUAGUGGGAAAUCCAACAUAUUGGACUCCAUCUGCUUUUUGCUGGGCAUCUCCAACCUAUCUCAGGUUCGGGCUUCUAACUUACAAGAUUUAGUUUACAAAAACGGGCAGGCUGGUAUCACCAAAGCCUCAGUGUCAAUCACAUUUGAUAAUUCUGACAAAAAGCAAAGUCCUUUAGGAUUUGAGGUUCAUGAUGAAAUAACAGUAACAAGGCAGGUGGUUAUUGGUGGUAGAAAUAAAUAUUUAAUCAAUGGAGUAAAUGCAAACAAUUCCAGAGUACAAGAUCUCUUCUGUUCUGUUGGCCUUAAUGUAAACAACCCUCACUUUCUCAUCAUGCAGGGCCGAAUUACAAAAGUAUUGAAUAUGAAACCUCCAGAGAUUUUGUCCAUGAUAGAAGAAGCAGCUGGAACCAGGAUGUAUGAAUACAAAAAAAUAGCUGCCCAGAAAACUAUAGAAAAAAAAGAGGCUAAGCUGAAAGAAAUUAAGACGAUACUUGAAGAAGAGAUUACUCCAACCAUUCAAAAAUUAAAAGAGGAAAGAUCUUCUUACUUGGAGUACCAAAAAAUAAUGAGGGAAAUAGAACAUUUGAGUCGUUUAUAUAUUGCUUAUCAGUUUUUGCUGGCUGAAGAUACAAAAGAACGCUCAGCUGAGGAGUUAAAAGAAAUGCAAGAUAAAGUUGUAAAGCUUCAAGAAAAAUUGUCUGAGAAUGACAAAAAAAUAGAAGCACUUAGUCAUGAAAUAGAAGAGUUGGAAAAAGGAAAAGAUAAGGAAAUUGGAGGUAAACUCCGAUCUUUAGAAGAUGCUCUUGCAGAAGCUCAGCGAGUUAAUACUAAAUCUCAAAGUGCCUUUGAUCUCAAGAAGAAAAAUCUGGCAAGUGAAGAGAACAAACGCACAGAGCUAGAAAAAAAUAUGAUUGAGGAUUCUAGAACUUUAGCAGCAAAGGAAAAAGAGGUUAAAAAGAUAACAGAUGGGCUGAAUGCCCUUCAAGAAGCAAGUAAUAAAGAUGCUGAAGCUUUGGCUGCUGCACAGCAGCACUUCAAUGCUGUUUCCGCUGGAUUGUCUAGUAAUGAAGAUGGAGCAGAAGCAACUCUUGCUGGUCAAAUGAUGGCCUGUAAAAAUGACAUAAGUAAAGCUCAGACAGAAGCCAAACAGGCUCAGAUGAAGUUGAAACAUGCCCAACAAGAAUUAAAGACUAAACAGGCUGAAGUUAAGAAGAUGGAUAGUGGCUACAGGAAAGAUCAAGAAGCUUUAGAGGCUGUGAAGAAACUUAAAGAAAAACUAGAAGCCGAAAUGAAGAAGCUAAAUUAUGAAGAAAACAAGGAGGAAGGACUUCUGGAAAAGCACAGGCAGCUAUCUCGUGAUAUCAGUAGAUUGAAAGAAACAUAUGAAGCUCUCUUAGCCAGAUUUCCUAAUACUCAAUUUGCCUACAGAGAUCCAGAGAAGAACUGGAAUAGAAAUUGUGUGAAAGGACUUGUAGCUUCUCUGAUUAGUGUGAAAGAUACUUCUACAACCACAGCUUUAGAAUUAGUGGCUGGGGAACGGCUCUACAAUGUUGUAGUAGACACAGAGGUUACUGGAAAAAAGUUACUAGAAAAGGGGGAACUGAAACGUCGAUACACUAUAAUUCCACUCAAUAAAAUUUCAGCCAGAUGUAUUGCUCCAGAAACUCUGAGGGUUGCUCAGAAUCUUGUUGGUCCUAACAAUGUCCAUGUGGCUCUUUCCCUGGUUGAAUACAAACCAGAACUUCAGAAAGCAAUGGAAUUUGUCUUUGGAACAACAUUUGUUUGUAAUAAUAUGGAUAAUGCAAAAAAGGUGGCUUUCGAUAAAAGAAUAAUGACUAGAACUGUAACUCUAGGAGGUGAGGUGUUUGAUCCUCAGGGGACAUUGAGUGGAGGUGCUCGAUCCCAGGCAGCUUCUAUUUUAACCAAGUUUCAAGAACUGAAAAAUGUUCAAGAUGAGCUGAGAAUCAAGGAGAAUGAGCUACAGAGUCUAGAUGAGGAAUUAGCAGGUCUUAAAAACACAGCUGAAAAGUAUCGCCAACUAAAACAGCAGUGGGAAAUGAAAACUGAAGAGGCAGAUUUAUUACAAACCAAGCUCCAGCAAAGUUCAUAUCAUAAGCAACAAGAAGAAUUAGAUGCUCUUAAAAAAACCAUUGAGGAAAGUGAGGAGACCUUAAAAAACACCAAAGAAAUUCAGAAAAAAGCAGAAGAAAAAUAUGAGGUACUGGAGAAUAAAAUGAAAAAUGCAGAGGCUGAGAGAGACCGAGAACUGAAGGAUGCUCAGAAAAAACUGGAUUUUGCCAAAACAAAAGCAGAUGCUUCUAGUAAGAAAAUGAAAGAAAAACAACAGGAAGUUGAAGCUAUCACCCUGGAGCUGGAAGAGCUUAAGAGAGAGCACACAUCCUAUAAACAACAGCUUGAAGCUGUAAAUGAAGCUAUCAAAUCCUAUGAAGUACAGAUUGAAGCAAUGGCAGUAGAGGUGGCUAAAAAUAAGGAGUCUGUAAAUAAAGCUCAAGAAGAGGUGACCAAACAAAAAGAAGUGAUAAUAGCCCAAGACAAUGUAAUUAAAGCUAAGUAUGCCGAAGUAGCAGUACAUAAGGAACAAAACAAUGAUUCUCAGCUUAAAAUUAAGGAAUUGGACCACAACAUCAGCAAACAUAAACGGGAAGCUGAAGAUGCUGCUUCGAAGGUCUCCAAAAUGUUGAAAGACUAUGACUGGAUUAAUGCAGAGAAACACCUUUUUGGGCAACCUAAUAGCGCCUAUGAUUUUAAAACCAACAACCCAAAAGAAGCUGGACAGAGACUUCAGAAAUUGCAAGAAAUGAAGGAGAAACUGGGGAGAAAUGUCAACAUGAGAGCUAUGAAUGUUCUAACAGAAGCUGAAGAACGGUAUAAUGACCUGAUGAAGAAGAAAAGAAUUGUAGAAAAUGACAAAUCCAAAAUCCUUGCAACUAUAGAAGACCUUGACCAGAAGAAAAACCAAGCCCUAAAUAUUGCUUGGCAAAAGGUGAACAAGGACUUUGGGUCUAUUUUUUCUACUCUCUUGCCUGGUGCUAAUGCUAUGCUUGCACCACCAGAGGGCCAAACUGUAUUGGAUGGUCUGGAAUUCAAGGUUGCUUUAGGAAAUACUUGGAAAGAAAACCUAACAGAACUUAGUGGCGGUCAGAGGUCGUUAGUAGCUUUGUCAUUAAUAUUGUCCAUGCUCCUCUUCAAACCUGCGCCAAUUUAUAUCCUGGAUGAGGUAGAUGCAGCCUUGGACCUUUCUCACACCCAGAAUAUUGGACAGAUGCUGCGUACUCAUUUCACACAUUCUCAGUUCAUUGUCGUGUCACUAAAGGAGGGUAUGUUCAACAAUGCAAAUGUCCUUUUCAAAACCAAGUUUGUGGAUGGUGUUUCUACAGUAGCCAGAUUUACUCAGUGUCAAAAUGGAAAGAUUCCGAAGGAAACCACAUCCAAGGCAAAAGGACCCAAAUGAUCACAUCUGGAAGUUAAAAGUACAGAUUUACUCCUUCACCUUGACCGUUUUUUUUAAACAUAAAGAACUUGGGCUUAUUUAUGUAAAAAUGUAAUGUUUUGUUACUUAACCCAUAUUUUCUCUUCCUUUAUAUAAUCACUUCUAAAUGAGUAUAGAUUCCCCUUUUCUCAAUUAAUGUAACUGUGGUCCAAUUACUGUGAUUGUGAUUUUAUGCACGUCCUCAAAAUGCUUUUUCUUACACAAUUCUUUUAUAUAUGUUGGGGAGCCUGAGGUACCUGGUUGGUGGUAGAUUCUGUUUGCAAAAAUACAAAGAAACAGAUGAAAUUAAAUUAAUUAAUAAAUAUAGCUGAUAUAUAGGAUAAAUAUAGCUGAUAGUCAGCUUUUAAUUAGUUUAAUUCCUAAGGUGAUAUUAGUGUGUUUUCUGUUAAGAAAGUCAUUUAGGUAAGGAAGACUUAGAAAGUGAGCAUCUGGACCAACAAAGGGAACACAAAGGAAGCUGUUAGGCAUUCCCUGAGCUAUUUGUGGUUAGUUCUGUGAAGAUACAGUGCCAGAGCCCGGAUUUAGACUCAGUCAUGUUUGGAUAUCAUGUUUCUUUAUGCUUUGUAAUUGGUCUGUGCAAUCUGAAGGUUUUAAAAAGUAUUUAUAGAUUUUUAAUAGCCUAGGAGAAGGUGUGGUGCAUGCUGCUGUCCACAUUUAUCUGAAGUCUCUUCAUGUUUUCAGAGACUUUUGUCAGCCUUUUCAUAAUCCAGUCAGUAACAAUCUAUUAGUGAAUGAGAAUGUGAGAGUGAACAGACUAAACCACAUUUUUCUUUGAAUCAGAUACAUAACUAGAUCCAUCUAUUUUACCAAAAGAACUCAAAAGAAGCACUGCCAACUGCUAAAAGAUUACUGUGUGUAAUUCCUAUUAUUUCUAAGUACAUCACCAGAAUAGUGUCUCCAAAUUUUGAAUCUUAAAAGCCCUCACAUGACCUAACCUGUCUGAUCUUGAGUUUGUUAUUUGGGCCCCACAUCCCUUCUUAAUCCUUAAGUCUUAGUUCCUUUAUAUUAUCCUUUCCCUAAUAUAUGCUUAUAGUUCUUGGCUUUAAGAUUUCUUAUCCUUCAUUCUGAUACAUAUCUGAGGAUGUCAGAUAACAUCCAGAUUAACUGAUAAAAUGGGGCAUAUCAGAAAGGAUUGAAUCUGGAAUUAGUUCAUGCCUGCUGUGGGAGGAGAGGGAGACAAAGCUGUAAAUGUUGAAUUACAGGAAGUAUAAUAUCACAUAUAUAAGAGGCAGGCAUGCGUUUUUUAUUUCAUUUCAAAUGCAUUGCAAAUUGUUUGCCAGGACAGCUCAGUCAGUUCACACUUUGAUAAAGUCGUAUACCUAUUGACCACAACCUAGUCAGCACUGGCUGUAAUUUUUCCUUCUGAUUUGCUAGUUGUAAAUGGCACUUCAUUGCUGUUUUAACUAGCACUUUAUAAAUAACUUGUGAGCUUGAGUAUUUUGCCAAAUGAAUUCAUUUUCUUUACUACAAAUUAUCUACUUGUUCCCCUAAUUUGUCAUAUAAUCUCACUCUUUGAUGAGAAUGCUCAAACAUAUUAAAUUUUUUGAGUCAUGUUGUUCGUAUUCUUUGAUUGGAAGAAAUGAAGGGGAAAUGGGCACAUUUAUUUCAUACAUGUGCAGUAAUAGGAGUAAUAUUUAUUACUAAGCUCUUUUAUACAUGAGAUGCUAUUCCCAUUUGCACAUGUUUUCACAUUUGAGGUAAGUACUUUUGAUCAGCAUCAUAUAUUUGAAGAAAUUGAAUUGAGCAGAAAAGUUAAGGAACUUGUCUUUAGUGACCAUACAGUUAAUAGAGAGGCAGAGCCAGGAUACCAAUCUUGGCAGUUGGUCUCCAGAAUCUAUGAUACAUUACCCUUCUGACAGUUUGAACAUUUGUAUUUAUUGUACAUAAUAAAUUUAAGACAUACCUGGAUGAGCAGUAUGCACAAUGUGAGAAAAUUAUUUUUAGGAAGAAUGUCAAACAUUUGCAAAGGAUUCCUCCCCUUUUUGCGGGGGCAUUUCAGGUACACUAAGAAGGCAAAAGCAAAACCUUGAGAAACCUCUUCCAAUAUGGUAAAGUAAUCAAAUAGGCCGACUACUCCCACAAUCAUGUAAUCUGCAAAUCAGGGCAGGUUUUCUUCCCUUUGGAUCUGUGUGUCUUUUAUUCCCCCCCCCCCUUUUUUUUUUAAACUACACUGGCUUGAAAUUCUAGCAUUGUGUUAUAUAAGAUUACUAAUGAGAGCUUGCAUAUUUGCCUUUUCCCCAGAAUUCCGAGGAAAGCAUUCAGUCUUUCACCAGCUAGGUAUUGUGUUAGCUAUAGGCUUUUAGUAUAUAUUCUUUAUCAAAGUAAAGAAGUUUCCUUCCAUUCCUACUUUGAUCAGUUUUAUCAUGUAUGGGUUAUUGAAUUUUGUUCAUUGCUUUGUCUGCAUUGAUUGAUAUCAUGUAACUUCCUUAACCUGUUAAUAUUAUGAAUUACAUUGCUUAAUUUUUUAAUAUUAAACCAGCCUGGUAUUCCUAGAUUAAACCCCAUAUGAUCAUGUCUAUAAUUCUUUUUAUGUACAGACACACUUCGUUUUAUUAUGCUUCAUGGAUAACUAUCUUUUUUUUCCCCUUUAAACAAAUUGAAGGUUUGUGGCAACGUUGCAGCAAGCAAGUCUUCCAGCACCAUUUUUUUCCAACAGCAUUUGUUCUGAGUCUGUCACAGUUUGGUAAUUUUUACAAUAGGUUCAAACUGUUUCAUUAUUGUUAUGAUGAUCUGUGAUGAGCUCACUGAAAGCUCAGAUAGAUGAUGGUUAGCAUUUUUUAGCAAUAAGGUAUUUUUUAAGGUAUAUACUUUCUUUUAGACGUAAUGCAGUCACAUACAUAAUAGACUACAGUAUAAAUAUAACUUUUAUAUGCACUGGAAAACCCAAAAUUUUGCUUUAUGAUACUUGAAUACCAGAAAUAUCUCCAGGGUAUGCCUAUUACAAGAUUCUGUUUGCUAAUACUUUGGUCAUGGAUUUUGGUUUUUGUUUUUUUUCUACUGGCUUUGUUUGGUUUUGAGGUAAUACUAGCUUUAUAAAAAUGGGAAAUGUUCCUUCUAUUUUUUGUAGGAUUAUAUAGAAUUUAUUAGUCCUUCUUUGAAUACUAGAAUUCUCCUGUGAAACUGUCUGGCCCUGGAGAUUAGGAGGGUAGGAUGGGGAGAAUGUAAAGUACACACAAUUUCUUCAAUAGUUAUGGGACCAUUUAAAUUAUCUGUUUUAUAAUGGGUGACUUGUGAUAGUUUCUAUUUUUUUUUUUUUUUGUGGAAUUGUUCUAGUUCAUCUAUAUUGUCAAAUUUGUCAUUUGUGUGUAAUACAUCUAGAAGAAAACAAAAUCUCUGUGACCUUAUAGGGAAAGAACACACACACACAUACACAAAAACAAAUAAAAAAAGGAACAUUAAAAUUUUAAAAAUAUCUUCAAAAGACUCUUAAGAAAAUGAAAAGACAAAGCACAGAAGUUAUUUGCAAUGUGCAGAACUGAUAGAAUUAUGUGCAGACUGAAAAGAAUUUGCAACUCCCAUGCUAACAUUUGCAUGAAGGGUGGGUGAAACUGCUGUCACCGUAGCAUAAACCAAGGUAGAGCAGCAUAGUGUAUUAGCAAUACUGAUUGAAUUUUUUAAUGACAAGCUCACUUUUAAAGAAUGUCUUGAUGAAGCUGUAAAAGUUAAUUUUUUAUCCCAUCCUCCGUCUUUCAUAAUCUGAUAAAAUGGGAAUUCUAUAAAAAGCAUUUCUGCAUACCAAAACAUGGUUAUUUUACAGAAAUGCAGUUCUUUCAGUCUGAAGUAACUGCUUCUUUUUUACUUGAAUAGAUGACUAAGACAAACUAUGGUUAUAAGUCUAUAGUAUUUGGUAGACAUUUCCUAAAAAUGAACAAAGAGAGCCUGUCCUAUUAACCUGACAUUUGUUGCAAAGAAUAAAACUGUAGCUUUCAAAUGAAAAUUAGAAUUUUGACAAACUUGUAUUUAUUUGUCAUUGUGAGCUGGACACUUUCUCAGGACAUCGUCUCAAUAAAGACUUUUCUGAUUAUA
Molecule: messenger RNA, 7895 nt
Organism: Nyctereutes procyonoides (raccoon dog)
Lineage: Eukaryota; Metazoa; Chordata; Mammalia; Carnivora; Canidae
Gene: SMC2
Product: structural maintenance of chromosomes 2
Exons: 25
Coding region: 255-3830 (1191 amino acids)
Biological process (GO): chromosome organization
Cellular component (GO): chromosome
Molecular function (GO): ATP hydrolysis activity; ATP binding; protein binding
Source: RefSeq, a predicted model, not a curated record